Messenger RNA from Nomia melanderi (Alkali bee), 3030 nucleotides. It is a transcript of the gene bsh, whose product is annotated as brain-specific homeobox. Lineage: Eukaryota; Metazoa; Arthropoda; Insecta; Hymenoptera; Halictidae. The record is from RefSeq and is a predicted model, not a curated record. Gene Ontology annotation, biological process: regulation of DNA-templated transcription. Gene Ontology annotation, molecular function: DNA binding; DNA-binding transcription factor activity, RNA polymerase II-specific.
AUGAUCGCGGACGGGGGGUUGAAUCGCCUUGAAUAUCGCGCACCGAUACUCCCUGAACGUCGCCGAACGAUCGCUGCCCGGUCACUUUUGCCCGCGGACUUUCUCGCCCGGCGGCCGCCGCUUUCGGCUCGGCUCGAUUUAAUUAGAAUAUCGCGAGAAACGCGACUUCCGGGGUCCGCUUACGCCCAGGCCGGGUCAACCGCGGGGAACGCGGCCGAAAGAACACUGCGCUCGAAUUCCUUCGGUGAUCAUUUCGGUUGGUGCGCACCGAAUUCCCCGUGAAAACCAGCAUCCGAGUGGACCCGUGCUUGUAGACUGGAUCUUCGGUGAACAUGGUAGCUGGAAGCUUUCCGUUUCACGAUCUUCCUAUGAAACUUAUUUAGUUGUUGGUGGAUUUGUUGCCUUUUGGGUAGUAUGCGCUUAGACCUUGAUGUUUAGCGAGUUCUCGUUAAAUGAAAGGUGGAUCGAUGGUUUCUUUUUGUGCUUGGUGAACUUGUGCGGGGAUUUUGAAUAUGGGUGCCCGAAAAGUUUGAUGGGUCAUGUAUAUUGAGGGGGGAAUUAAGAGGAAUGCGUGAAUGAAUCGCGAACUUAGGGUACGUGAUUGCUCCAAGUCAAUUAAUUUAGCCUGUCACCUGGGGAGGACGAGUCAACUCUUCUGUAGCCGACGGUGAUAGUCGGUUUCCGGAUGCGUUUGCCACAUAGUUAUCGCGUAAAAUCCGCAAUCUUGUAAACUAUAUCGGAAUCCUGAUUGCGGUAGAAGAACCUACAUUACAGUCUCCGGAUUUUUGCUCUAAUGCUCUCGAAGAAAAUAUUUGUUCCUCGUGUUAUUCUAAUUAUUUACAACAUCGGUGACAAGUUAGAUCGGCAAAGAGCACUUGUCUGAUAGUGUCCAAACGAUAAUCCAUAUUUGCAGCAACUGAAAAUUAGAAACAACGAAAACAAGAAGUUGCGCAUUUCUACGAGCCAAGUAGGGUUCGAAAAAACUUUGUUAUGUAAAUCUGAUGUAGUGAACGAUAAAGAAAAACGAUAAAGUUACAAGGAAAAAGUUCGUGUUACGUGACGCACAAAGGAUCAGUGAUGGGACUAAACGUUGACAUUGUUCAGUGUUGAGAAUGUAACGAAUUUCGAGCACCGACGGUCACAGGUAAAAAAAGGAAUCACUCGAAAAUGCAGUCGACCUGCCAGCAGCAGCAGGCCCAGCCAGGUCAGAACGGCACCUCUGCGAACAGGACGUCGUUCCUGAUCGAGGACAUCCUCAGCCGGGGCACCGUGCCUCCGCACUCCCAUCAUCAGCUCCACCAUCAGCACCUGUCCUCUAAUCACGGUGUUCAGCAUCCGCAUUAUCAACAGUUCGCCAGUUUGCUACCCGGUUAUCCGUCGGCGCCACCCACCGCGGCUUUCUUCUUGGGCCCGCUUUUCGGCAACACCGGGAUGGGGGUCGGAGUGGUGCCAGGGGUUAGUGAACUCGCGGCCUUGAAGCACUGCCGACGACGGAAAGCACGAACGGUAUUCAGCGAUCAACAGUUAGCGGGUUUGGAAGCAAGAUUCGAGAUGCAGAAGUACCUAAGCACGCCGGAAAGGGUCGAGCUUGCGGCGGCGCUUCACCUCUCCGAGACCCAAGUGAAAACGUGGUUUCAAAACCGGCGGAUGAAGCACAAGAAACAAUUGAGGAAAUUGAGCAGCAGCACGGGCAGCAACAGCAAUCAGAAUUCCAAUCAGCCGUGUACUGGCCAAUCCGUUUCCGUCACGUCACCUGCCGAGAGGCCAGUGGAUUUCUCGUUGAGCGGCGGCCGAGAAUCUCGAGCGAGCAGCGACGCUCCGGUUGACUCCGACGACGACGAGAUCGACGUUCUCGGUGACGAGACACCGUCGCCGACGCAGACGGGUAACAUCCACGUUUCGAGACGUGUUGGAUCGCCGACGAGUUUCCAUCAGAUGACGCAUCCUCAUUCGGUCACUCUGCCCCAUCACUCGCAACACGGUCAAACCGUGCAACGUCAGCAUCGCUGAAAUGACACAGUUCUCAUUGUGCACGGUUCUCUAAACGACACAAGCUAAUCGAGAAAUACGAUUACGGGGUGGAGGAGAAGAUCAUUGUGAAAAAUGUGAAAAAAAGUGGAUAGAAAAGUGAAAGCGGAAUCCAGUUCCUGUGAAGGCGAUGUUGAAGUGAUAGGAAGGUACGAGAGACUUGAAGGAGAAUUCACGGUAACGAGUAAGAUUCAAAGAUUUUGAUGAAUUAGUCGAGAAGUGGUAACCGAUCAAUCGGUGGUUACUAUGGGCCUCGAAGACAAUUAAUUUUUUAAUUAGGGAUCUCGUUAGGGAAAGUUCUUUGUGGAGGAUUCCAUUACCUUCGAACGAGCGGAAUUGUUCAUUGAACACCUUGGAUUGGUUCCGUGGAAUCGGUUGUUGCGAUUUCGUCGCAACAGUGAGUCGACCUCCAUGAAAACGAGUCAAUAAUUGUAAGAAUGGACAGCGAUGUAAAUGUUCGAAGAGGAAAUCGAAGAAAGUCGUCCCCUCCAUUACGAAUACAUUUCUAACGGACUGUGUUGCACGUAUAAAGAAUAGAACUGUAAGAAGAGAAGUUUCCUCUUUUUUGUUUGAACAAAUCGCUAAUGGAUCAGUGAUCAGCGAUCAGGAAAACGGUAUACCUGGAGACUUUUAGUGCCAACCGACAUUUGUGAUCGAACUAGUCUUGUUUAAGCGAUAUUGUAAAAAGAAGGGAAAGAAAAGAGGAAGGUGAACCGAUGGAGACGUGUAAGAUAAAAAUUCGACGAGAAACUCCACCAUCGAUAAAAAAGAAUGUAGAAAGUGUAAACGUGUAAAUGACUCGCUAAUCGAUCUUCUGCGACACUUUUUAUAGCGAAAUGCCGUAAUUAAAGCUAGUCUGUUUUUGUGUCACUUUUUAUAGCGAAGUAGAAAGUUAGCCUGUGGUUCAAGUUGGGAUUAAAAUGUCACGAUGUAACACAGUGUAUUUCUUUGCCUCCCUUAAUUGCGCCUUUCUAAUUGGUCGUCGAUGAGAAGAGCGUUCGC